UAAAAGCUUUCACAGACCCAUCUAGUGACCCCCAACUUACGUGGAACCGGUUUUUAAAAGUCAUAAUCGGUUAGGUGUAAAAAAAAUAAAGUGGGGGAAAAAGUUCCUUCACUUUUUAAAUUUGAUUUUGUCUCCCAUUCAUUAUUUGAUAUACUACAGGUAGUAGAAUUUUUUUAGGGAAGAAGAUAUUCGAAGAGAUUUAUCUUUUUUUUUUCCCGCGCUCGUUUUAUUUUGUGAAGGGGAAGAAUGUGUUUAAUAGAAAAUUGUGGGAAUUGUUUCGGUUAUUAAUAUUUUAUUGUUUUUGUGCCUUAAUUGUGUGGAUUAUUUUGUGUAUAUCAAUUUUUUUAUUGGGAUUAUUGGAUAUUGUCUGGAUUUUUUCUCCGUCACCUAAGCGGGGAAGGUUGCGAAUAGGUGUUUGGGGACGAGCGUAUGCAGGUCUGGGACUUGGUUGCGCCCUUGGCGGCGGAACUUCGUCUCCAGGAACCUCGACUUUUCAUGGCUGAAAGCGGAGCGCCUGUCGACUGCUCAGCCCCUGCCACACUUUUGGACGGAGAGCCCUUGCUCUUACAAGAAGGGCAAUUGCCAUGGGACACCCGGUCUGGUACCGACGUUCGUUUAAGAAUCGUCGAAGAGUUGCUGUCGUCGGAGAAAGACUAUUGCCAUACUUUAAAAACUGUUGCAGAUUUGUACGAAAAGCCUCUCAGGAAGCUUUUGUCGAUGGAAAAAGAGGAUUACAAAUCACUGUUCGACUGGGUGGAGCCCAUUUGUUCUCUCAGCAAAAUGGUCAUCAUAAAGUUAACAGUCGCAGUAGAAGAAUGGGAAAUGUAUGAAACCAAAGUUGCAUCUAUAUUUUCGAAGUUACUAUGGAAUAAAUAUGAAGAAUAUCAAAAUUUGUACUUGGACAUUGCUUUACCUUUGUUGAAGGAGAAAGAAACUAACGAUGAAGAUUUCGUUGCUCUAUGUCAGUUGAGACAAGGGGCCGCAAAAUAUUCUUUGGCAGCUCUUCUGGAGUUACCGUUGGAGAGGUUGAUCCAGUAUGAGCGGUACCUGUCUCUGUUGGCCGAACAGACCGCUCCUGACCAUCCUGAUUACAACGACAUAUGCCGAACGGCCAGUAAAGCUGCAGCUAUGGUAAAAAGAGCUGACCAUGGCAGAGAGGAAUCAGAUCUGGAUCGAAUCCAGGAUCUAUUUCCGAGCGAUCACCUGCGUCUUCACGAAAGGGAUCCUCUGUCUCCCAGGAAAGGUUUGAUGCGAUCUAAAUCUUCAGCAGCUUCUAAAAUACAAAGGGCCUUACCUGGCAAAUCAAAGACUUGUAACGGAGACAUGCCGUGCAGUCCGAGUCGACCUGAGGCCUUGUCCUUUCAGAAGAAACACUUAUGGGGUGAUGACAAUUUUCGAGUUUUUAUCAUGGAAAGCCCUGUUCAUUUUACUAUGGGUGUUCAGAAACAAGACAGGCAUUUGUUUCUCUUCAAUGACCUUCUCUUAGUUGCCAAACCAAGGUCCGGCGGCACCUACAAGCUGAAAGAAAAAGUCCGUAUGAGCGAAAUGUGGCUUUCUCAAUGCCUAGGAGAUGUCUGUGAAUCCAUCAAAUCACCUGCAACUUCUUUUGUCAUCGGGUGGCCUACCACAAAUGUCGUCGUGUCAUUCAGUUCCUUGAAGACGAAAGAUCUAUGGCAACAAAAACUGUUGCAAUUAAUCGAGGAAUCAAAAGAAAAAGAAGGAAAGUCCCAAACAUCUAUUCAAAUUUCUUUUAGGAGACCAGAAAAUGGGGAAGAAAUAUAUAAAACUAUUAAAGUUGACAACAGGUUAACAGUUCAAGACACAAUCAGACUUGUUCUUCAGCAACUGGGUUAUUCUGAAAAUGGAAUAAAAGAUUACAAAUUGUGGGUUAAAACUGGCAAAGAUGAAGCACCAUAUCCUUUAAUAGGUCAUGAAUAUCCAUUUAGCAUUAAGAUGAAUUUCAUUAGAGAAUUGCUUAGGCGGUCAGAUCUGGAUCUCAGGAAUUUAAACAACAUCAGCACUGACACCAAGUGUUACUUUAUUCUUCGCAAGAACAGCUUCAAUAACUCAACUAGAGUUGAUCCAAGAGUACAAAAGAAAAGAAAGAAGCAUAGACGUCCUCACCCCAAAAUAAAUUGGCCUUUUAGAAAACCUGCUUCCAAGCAUGAUUCUGUAGACAGUGGUAAUAGCAGCCCUCCACCUCAUAACUUAUUUGGAUUGCCACUGUGGAAAUUGUGUCCAGAUAAUGUGAUUCCAAAACCCAUCAUGUCAAUGCUAAAUCAGCUGUUUGUGCAAGGCCCUUACACAGUUGGAAUCUUCCGCAAAUCAGCAAAUGCUCGAGCUUGCAGAGAACUGAAAGAAAAAUUGGAAGCUAAUCCAGAAUGUGAUUUGAGCAAUGUGUCUGUGAUUGUGCUUUCUUCUCUCUUUAAGGAGUUCUUACGAAGUCUCCCUGAUUGUCUUCUACAAUCUGAUUUGUAUAAAAAUUGGUUGCAAGCUGUUUCUUUUGAAUCUGAAUGGGAGUGCAAAAAACGUAUUCUGAGUUUAUUAGCUCAACUUCCACCUCAAAACAUUCGACUUCUACAGUAUUUAUUGUGCAUGCUGUGGCAUAUAGCCCAACAUUCUUCUGAGAAUAAAAUGUCUUCUAUGAAUUUAGCUGUUUGCAUUGGACCAACUCUUUUGAAUCCAGGAAAAUUUCAGUCGCCUGUUUUGCAGCAAGAGGAUGUUGCUGAAAGAGUGCCCAAAACUGUUGCUUUCUUAAUCGACCAUUGUGCAGAACUAUUUGGCGACCAAGUUCUUCAGCUUCUCGGCUCAUUUCCUGAGAGAGAUGGUUCAAGGCAAGAUUCUGGUGCUGAGGAGUCAGAUAGCUUACACAGCCUGCAUGACCUUGCAAGUCAAUAUAGAAGAGAUGAUUCAUCCAUUGAUAGUCUGGAUCGUGAUUUCUUGGAUGAAAUUGAACCUAGUCCCAAAUUGCCAUGCAAAAGUAAAAUGUCUCUUACAAACCUCAGCCGAGAUUCUGGACUCACUCUUAGUGAUACCCAGCUCUAUACACCUGAGGAAGAAGUGGAAAGCGAAUCUUCCAGUGCAGACAGUCGCCGCGGCAAUUCGGCUGCCUUGACAAAAAGUGUUCCUCAUCUCGAUACAGCUGGAAUUGACUGUAACACUGCAUCCUACAGCAAGAAUGCUGGCAUCAGCAUCGACGGUUCUUGCCAUGAUGUUGUUCGAAAAAGGCGUCAGGGUAUGGAAGCCCAUAGAACAAAAUCACUUGCUGCAUGCACUUCUUACAAUCAUCAAGAUUAUUAUUAUGAUGGCAGUCCCCAUUUGCCUCUUCAGCUUUCACAGUCAUAUAGCUAUAGUAUGCAACAAGAUCUCAUGGAUAGAGGAUAUGAUAAUUUUGUUAGAAAUUUUCACAAUCCUGUCAGAAGGAGGGAUGUCCGUGGAAGGUCUGCAGUUCAACGACCCAUAGUCUCUGCUGUUGAGCCUUUAGAUGACUAUGUAGAAGGCACUUUGAGAAGAAGUGCAUCUGAGGAGAGUCUGAUGCAGAAUUACAUAAGCUCUUCUGCAUCGAAGAGAAUGCUAAAUCAAAGGAAACGAAGAGCACCAUCUCCACCAAAUCAAAAGGGAACUAUGUCUGCUCCAUGCAGUACUAAAAAAACUGAUCAUCCUAUUAAUAAUAUUGGCCAUGAGAUGUCCAACUCCAGUCGAACGCCAGAUCGUCAUGCUGUAUGGUUUGCGACCCAUUCAAGACGAACUGAUUGGAAGAGAAGUCAGUCUACAUCCAAAAUCGAUGAGAUUGACCAAGCUCAUGAUUCUAGUACUUUAUCUCUUGUAUCUAGUGAGGACAGUACUCCACAGGUGUCUCGUAGUAGUAGCAGGGUUCAAGAAUUGAGUUCUAAGUCUCACAGUGAUCUCUAUGCUAUGUAUUAUAGUCCACCACGAGUUAACAGUGUAUGUAGCUCAACUUCUGAUGGGAGUCAGCAAUCUCACAAUUCUCGUUGUUCUCAGUCUUCCAUUAAAUCUAAUGGCUCACGCAAAUCCCAACGAUCGAACUGCUCACUAAAUAACUCCCCUGCCAAACCCAAUGAACCUCCAAGUUACCUGGAGGCCAUUAAUAGACAGACAAUGUUGAAACAAUUGAACCAAACCACAGUCAUCCCUGUGAAACCAGUCACUGAUGAAAUGAGGGCAGAACAGACUUCCCUCAGUGCAAAAGCUCGUGAACUUUAUGAGAACUCUGUACGAAUGUACUCCCAGCAAAUUCCAGAGAAUGACGAGACCCAUAGAGCUGUUCCAGCUAGUGUAGAUGUCGUAGAUGGACCUCACAAACCUUCCGUCUCUGUCAAGAGCACACAAACAUCGCCAAGGCCUAGUAGCCAAGAGGGCACUCAUAUUAGGUUAAGGCAUCUUCCUCCUGUGCAUGUUACUGAUGCCCAACUUAACCGAGUGAGAAAUUUCCAUAUAAGACCAAGGCAUACAAGAGAGGUAUUGCCUGAAGAAUUGAGAAAGGAAAUAAACUGGAGUGUUGCUCAAUUGAGAGAGAUGUUCAGUGCAAGAGCACAGGACUCAAGAGCGUGCAAUUUUUCUGAAACUUUCUUGGAAAAUGGGGAGAGACUGGGCAACAGCAGGCAUCCAAGACGAUUAUCUGAACAGCAACAUACACGUAGCCGAAGUCUCAGUUCACGUAGUGAGGAAGAAUCCUUUGUCUAAGUCUAAUAAUUAAAUGAAUUAGUAAAUGUGGAAGAUGCCUAUCCAUUAUAAUUCAUAUUAUUUUGACACAGAGUAGCAGUUGUCAUGAAAAAGAAAUGUCUCUUGAAGAAUUACAGCAAGUGAUUUUAAAAUUUCAUAUCAAAAUUUUCAGAGAAAACUUUAAAAAAACUAUCAAAAUUAUUUUUGUUUUAGUCAAUUACUGUGGCAUUCCAUAUUCAGCUGUGCAAUACAUAGUUAUCUUAUUUAAUAUUGUUGCACUGUAUAAAUAUCAUGAUGUAUUACCAUGGUUAUUUUCUGUGCAAUUUCAGAAUAUUUUAUUAUUUGUUUAAAUAUUAUAAUCAUUACUUUGAUGAAAAAGAAUUUUUCAGCAUUUUUACCACUCUGAAAAGUUUUAUGAAAGCAAUGAAGACUAUUUAAAAAACCUGAAAAAAUAAUGCAAUGAUUUUUUUUUUCUUUCAUUAUAUUUACAUCAUUAGCCAAAGAGUUCUCUAAAAUACGCUGUAAUAGUUCAUGAGGUUUCAUUAUAUUUGUAAAUAGAAAAAUAUUUUAAUUCUUCAUAAUUUUUUAUUUUCAUUAUUUAUGCAUCUGGAUAUGUGCUUCCUCUUUCUGCAUUUACUGAUUCAGUGUAUGUACAUAGUACUUUCCUUCUCAGGUUUGAUUCUAUAAAGACCAAAUGUUAAUUUGUGUUCAUUGUAAAUUUGUCACUGUUCUAACAUUUUAGUUACAUUAUGCAUUUAUUUACUGAACACAUACAUCACAGUGCAAUGUACGAUCAGAGCAUGUUUUUUUUUUUUUUCUUUGUAAAUAAAUGGGCUUAACAAAAAGCUUACUUUGCUAGAGCAAUAAAAAAUUUAUUUGUUUAAUUAUAUUGCUUUUUGAAAACCCUAGUCCUCGUUAGGACUUUUGUAACAUCUGUGUACAAGUUUACCUUUUCUAUGUAUAAUUGUUAACCUACCACGUCUUUAUUUUGUUUUAACUAAUGUUUGAAGCUCUUUCUAAUCCCUUGUGUAUGAUGCCAAUUUUGAAGCUCAUUUUUAUUGUACAUUUAUUGUAUACAGUUUUUUUUCUACUAAAAUUAAAAUGAUAU
Molecule: messenger RNA, 5791 nt
Organism: Argiope bruennichi
Lineage: Eukaryota; Metazoa; Arthropoda; Arachnida; Araneae; Araneidae
Exons: 24
Coding region: 430-4704 (1424 amino acids)
Biological process (GO): signal transduction; regulation of Rho protein signal transduction
Molecular function (GO): guanyl-nucleotide exchange factor activity; GTPase activator activity
Source: RefSeq, a predicted model, not a curated record